AUGAAAGUUAUUGUUUUCAUCGCUCUUUUGACAUGCAUUUUAGGUCAGCAACCUGAGAUGUUAGAGCAAAUAGCAUAAAAUAGUUUUGGUAGAUAAAUUUUGUAAACAAUUUAAUUGGAACUCACUUAAGAAAAUGCAGCCAGAUAAAUUUAUACCAUGCUUAACAAACUAUUUUAUGAUCUAAGAGAUGAAGAUGCUCGUUCAAGCAAAGCAAAUGGAGAAAGAUAAACAUAAUGCGCUGAUCAAUUUGCAUCAAUCAAUUCAAUUUAAGAAAAGGCUGUUGUUGCAAAGGCUGAUUAUGAAAGAUAAAUCCCAGGGAAAUAAGAAGAGUUAGCAAAUAAAGUAGCAUAAGUUGAAUAAAAAAAUGCUGAGAUCUAAAGAAAUGAUUAAUUAUAAAUAAACUUUUCAGAGCAAAGAAGAAAAGAACAUGAAGCUUAUGAACACAAGAGAGAUGAACUUAUUGGUUUAAUCAAUGGUUUAAAAUAAGCAUAAUAAAUUAUUAGAUAAUUAUAAACUCCUCAUCCUGGAGGUGCUCUUGUUCAAUUGAAGGAUCAUCAUGAACAAUUAUUAAAAUCAUAUGCUGCCAAUUCAGAAUUCAAAAGUAUGGCCUCAUUAUUAAUGGAAUUGUGCACAGAUACUAAAAUACAUUCUGAUAAUGACAAUGUUUAAGUUAUUGUUGACAUCAUCAACGACCUAAUUGAAAGCAUUUACGAUGUGCAAAAGAGAGAAAUGUAUGCAGAAGAUUGGGCUGAAAAGUUCUUCGAAUAAGAUUUACUUCGAUUUUCAAAAGAAAAUGUUAGAUUGUCAGGUUAAAUUGCUGAUGAUCAGGCAGCUGCUGAAUUUGCUUAAUAAAGAUUGGAGGAUCUACAACAAUAGACUCUGCUUUAAUAAAUUAUUUAUGAUAAUAAGGAGGUAGAGAGAAAGUCUUUUGAAGUAGCUUGCAAAGAGGAUAGCAAUGCUGCUGAAUAGGCUAGAGUCUCAAGAAACGAAUAAAUUCAAAUUGUACUUCAGUUAUUGGAAUUAUUUGAAAAUAAUUUCAAUGACAGAACCAGAGCAGCACUUCUUUAAAUAGUUGUAUGA
Paramecium tetraurelia is the source of this 1080-nucleotide messenger RNA. RefSeq lists its product as uncharacterized. The transcript has 4 exons. The record is from RefSeq and is a predicted model, not a curated record. Lineage: Eukaryota; Ciliophora; Oligohymenophorea; Peniculida; Parameciidae.